Messenger RNA from Mollisia scopiformis, 1380 nucleotides. RefSeq names its product glycoside hydrolase. The coding region runs from base 163 to 1206 and encodes 347 amino acids. NCBI's taxonomy places the organism in Eukaryota, Fungi, Ascomycota, Leotiomycetes, Helotiales, Mollisiaceae. Gene Ontology annotation, molecular function: hydrolase activity, hydrolyzing O-glycosyl compounds. Gene Ontology annotation, biological process: carbohydrate metabolic process. The record is from RefSeq and is a predicted model, not a curated record. The transcript is spliced from 2 exons.
CGUCAUGCGGACAGAUAUGACAGAUUGUGAUUUCGGCAUUUUUCAGACCUUCCCAACAACCUCACUUCUCGAGCGCAUAUGCACCAACUCACACCGUCGAUGCGCUCGAGACGUCGCUGGAUCUACGAGGACUCACAUCUCUGAUCUGAUGGCCAUUCCAACAUGAAGGGUUUCCUUGUUCUAGCUCUGCUCUUCCAGCUGGUUGCGUCUUCACUACACUCCAACUUCGAUUCAUAUCCCGAAGUCUGGCGAAAAAUCAUCAUAAACAAGCUCGCAGGAUAUCACAAGCCCUUCGACCCUGUGCCACGACUGGUCACAUAUGUUCAGACAUUCGAGGAUAAGCAGGGGAAACAUGUCUCGUUAUUGCCAUUGUUAUGGCAUGACGUGAAGGUUACACAUGUCAUCCUUGCGUCUGUUCAUUUGCACGACAGGCCGGGAGAGAUUCGAUUGAACGACCAUUCUUUUGAUUGGGAUGAGUACAGUAGGACUUGGCAGGAAGUGAAAGCGUUACAAAACCAUGGAGUAAAGGUAAUGGCGAUGCUUGGUGGAGCUGCGGCUGGGACGUUCAAACAUCUCAAUGGCAGUGAAGAGGAGUUCUACAGCUACUACCAUCCUCUCAAGAAGCUCUUGAUCGAACAUCAGCUCGACGGCCUAGACCUCAACAUCGAAGAAUCUGUCCCUUUAGCAGUCCCUAUCCGCCUUCUAAAUGCUUUACACCGAGACAUGGGCCCGCACUUUAUCCUUACAAUGUCACCCAUCGCAUCAGCCUUGUUGUCCCCAGCCAACACAGACCAGAACCUCUCAGGCUUCUCUUAUUUCGACCUCGAUGCCUUCGCCACCAUCCCCGGCUCCGAAACAAAGCUGAUAUCCUGGUACAACGCACAAUUCUACGGGAACUUUCCUCGAGGUCCCCCAUUGUACGAACAAGUUAUGGAAGCCGGGUGGCCGGCCGAGAGGAUUGUAAUGGGAGUUUUGGACUCGCCGGAUGAUGGGCCACCGAAUGGGUUUCUGCUGAUGCGGGAUUUGAGGAUGAGGAUUGCGGCUCUGAAGCGGAAGUGGAGGGACUUUGGUGGGGUGGCAGGGUGGGAAUAUUUUGAUGGAGGGACCGGAGAUGGAGUCGUGGAUAAGCCCUGGGACUGGUUGCUGGGAGUUGGGUAUGAGCUGUUUGGGAGGGAUGAUGAUCAUUCGAAGAAAGAUGAGCUGUGAGCAUACUUACCAUGAAAUAAAGCUAUGUGGGAAUAGUAUUUAUGAUUUGAGCCCAGAUGUAGAGACGAUAUUGCGUAAUUAGUAACAUUUGCUUUAAGGUCUUCAGGCCGGUUCGAUAGCUAAGCGCAUUCAGCGCGUUUCGCGUGUUUCGCGCAAUUCGCGCGAUAUGCUGAC